Molecule: messenger RNA, 606 nt
Organism: Dicrocoelium dendriticum
Lineage: Eukaryota; Metazoa; Platyhelminthes; Trematoda; Plagiorchiida; Dicrocoeliidae
Source: the annotation of a GenBank genome assembly
AUGACGGAUAGCUAUGAGGCUCGUGAACGUCCUGAUGAGCUGUUCGAUCUUUCGGAUUGUGCUCUCAAAAAGAUCCCUGAUGGAACAUUCUCCCUAGUUAGAGUUCUGUUGAAAACUCACCUGUAUCUUCACUGCAAUUCCAUACGAAAUCUGGAAUCCGGCGGGAAACUAUCCGAUCUACGCGGUAUCCAGGUCCUUAAUUUAAGUUCCAAUAACCUAUCAACCCUACCUGAUGCUUUGGACCAGCUGACUGCACUGCGGGAGUUGAAUCUCUGCAGCAAUCAGAUUGACGCAUUUCCUUUGUCCAUCACCCGAUUGCGUUGUCUCACUUAUUUGAAUCUUGAGGAUAACCGAUUGAGCUCACUACCUCCCGAUAUUGGCAACCUCAAGCAGUUGGUCACUUUAUUGCUGUCUAAAAACCCGCUUGUGGCGCUGCCGAAGGAAGUGGUAUUGUUAACCAAGUUGGAGCGAUUGACGCUUCCGUUGGAGAACAUGCGCACUCCUCCAACAGGUAUUUGUGAUCAGGGAAUAGACGCUAUCUUUCGAUAUUUCAGUCAAGUGAAAGUUAUCUGUCAUAAUCUAUCCAAAACUCUUAGAAACUGUUAA